Molecule: messenger RNA, 639 nt
Organism: Talaromyces rugulosus
Lineage: Eukaryota; Fungi; Ascomycota; Eurotiomycetes; Eurotiales; Trichocomaceae
Exons: 2
Coding region: 1-639 (212 amino acids)
Molecular function (GO): protein binding
Source: RefSeq, a predicted model, not a curated record
AUGGCGAAUGCUCCGUCAUUUUCAUCCCUCCCGGUCGAAAUCCAUCUCGAGAUCAUCGACCGUCUUGAUGGCCCAGCGCGGUUUGCGCUAGCAUAUACCAGUCACUACUUUGAGCAAAUUGUAACGCGUCAGGUGCCACCGCCAACCAACGCGGAUAAACUCGGCUAUCUCUGUGAGGCAGAGAAAUGGCCAGUAUACCACGGCUACUUCGCCUGCAACCAAUGCCUCAAGAUGCGCCCUGCCAACGCCUUCUCCGCCAAACAGCUGCAGGGCAAACGAUCGCGUGGCUACUCGGAAAACGGGCGACGCUUCUGUCUGAGCUGCGGCAUCCGCAGACACAUCUACCAGCCCGGUCAUGUCAUCCCGAUUGAUAAGCGCGGCCGGUUUGCCGUCUGCUGGUGCAACAAGUUUCCCGGCACCGGGUCGUAUUCUCUGCUCUUUGGCGGCUGUACGCGGUGCGGUGAGGCCAUACCUGUCAUCCACUAUAUCUGGGGGUAUGCGUAUCAGCCCUGUUUGGAUUACUUCAGCUGUUGUUCCUGUGGCUAUAAAGGGAGCUUGAACAGUCUUGAUCGACCUCUAUGCGGCCAGCUCGACGAGAUCAUCCAUCAAUACCGCACCAUGCGGCCCGAGAUGGGUUGA